UAUAAAACAAGCCUGAAACAGAAACCAACCCGAUAUCGAUCUCCUGAACAACUUCAAUUCCAGAAUUAGGGAUAUCAAUUUCCCCAACUCAUCGUCUGUUGUUCCAGUGAUCUAAACCAAUCGAGCUAUGGGAGGCCACGGAGGUUUGAACAUUCUCCCACAGAAGCGAUGGAACGUGUACAACUUCGAUAACCGUGAGAAAGUAAAGCGAGACGAGGAAGCCGCGGCUAAAGAGGAACAGCUCAAACAGGAACAAUCUCGCAAGCGCGAUUCCGAGUAUCGGCUCGAGCAGCUCCGUCAAGCCCGUGGCUUAUCAUCAUCAGCGCCUUCGUCGUCGUCAAGUCACCUCAAAAAUUCGUCAGCAGAUCAAAAAUCGCCGGAGGAGAAAUCGGGAAAGAAGGAUUCUAACCACAUCAACUUGUUCGAAGGGAUUCGAAUCUUCGAUCCAGUUAAAGUAAAAGAUGAGGAGAAAGACGGAAGGGAUAAGAAGAGAGCGAAGAAAGAGCAACCGCCGAGGGUUAUUAAUCCGGAGGAUGAGAAGUAUAGGUUAGGGUAUGGAAUUGUUGGUAAAGGAACCAAAUUGCCUUGGUAUUUAGAGAAACCGAAAGAGGAUUCCGGUGAAAAGAGUGAAGAAGAUAAUGAUUAUUCGAGGCCUGUGAAAAAGAGUAAUGGGAAAAAGAUGGUGGAGGAAUUGCGACAAGAGCGGUUGGAGAGGGAGAGGAAAGAGAGGGGAAGAGAAAGAGCUUUAUUAAUGGAGAAGAAUCGAAGAGAUGGAGGAUUCUCGCGACGAAGAUGAGGGCAAUAAACACAGACAAAGUGGAUCUGUUGUACCUAGAGUUGUUUUCUGAGAGCUCUUGAGGAAAAAGCAUAGGCUGGAUGCAGUUCUGUUCUUCAAUAUGUCUAUUUUCAUAUCCCUGAAACACAUGCAAAAAGUUCCAUGCUCGCAUUGUAUCUACUUUAGUUUGGCAAUCGCAUUGGAGAGGCCAUAUCCUGUACAGAGAGCAAAUCCUAUGUUUGAGGGAACUGUUCAGUUUGAAGGGCCUGAUUGACCUGAGAGUGGAUUAUGGAAUCCUUCCUUUGCCUGGGUUUAUGCUUUCUGAAAAAGAAUAAGUCAAAAACCAAUACCCCUGGGAAGCCGAUUCCGAAAAUGUUUCUGAGCAGCAAAAUGCUUUGCUUCUUCCCUUGUGUACAUGCCAUAGAUGUUAUAUAGUGGCUGUGCUCCCGUAUUGUUAGCUGUAAGUUGCUAAAGAUAUUUGUGGUCUAGAGAAUAAAUUAAGACAGUCAUAGGCAUCUUUAGGCAUACAGAAGACUCUCAAUGAUAAUCGGCUGCUUUUCAAAAUCUUUAUCCAAAAGAAGUCUUGAAUUUGUUAAUUUGGAUCUUUGAUUUU
This is a messenger RNA of Solanum dulcamara, 1388 nucleotides long. RefSeq lists its product as uncharacterized. The transcript has 2 exons. The coding region runs from base 128 to 796 and encodes 222 amino acids. NCBI's taxonomy places the organism in Eukaryota, Viridiplantae, Streptophyta, Magnoliopsida, Solanales, Solanaceae. The record is from RefSeq and is a predicted model, not a curated record.